Messenger RNA from Carassius gibelio (silver crucian carp), 1794 nucleotides. It is a transcript of the gene skic3, whose product is annotated as SKI3 subunit of superkiller complex. Gene Ontology annotation, molecular function: protein binding. The record is from RefSeq and is a predicted model, not a curated record. Gene Ontology annotation, cellular component: Ski complex. Lineage: Eukaryota; Metazoa; Chordata; Actinopteri; Cypriniformes; Cyprinidae.
GUUGUUCCGAACCCGUGAGACCUCCAUUUAUCUUUGGAACACUGUUUCGAACUGUGGUGCCUGGAGCUCUUUGUGGAAUGGAUCCACUUGAUCAGGGCCAUACACUGGAUCAGAGACAGCUCCUCACUCUAUGAGAAAGUCAUGCUGGAGGCCCCUAGUCUGUGGUGUGCCCUUGGCCUGAACUACUGCCACCAAUCCAGACUGAUCAGCUGCCUCAAUCCUCAAGAGGAUCAGCAGCCUCUGCUGGAGAAAGCCAUACAUUGUGUGAAGAAUGCGAUCAUGCUCGAUGACUGGAAUGCCCUCGGGGUGGUCUCCAUGGCAAAGGGAAUAGAAAACUUUUCUUUUGCACAAUACUGCUUUAUCAAAUCAUCAAAUAAUGUGGUUGCAUGGACCAACAUUUGGAAAUAUAGAGUCCUUUUUCUAAAUUUUUAGCUAUCGCAUGAAGCUUUUAAGAUUGUCCAGUCUCUAGAACCCCUGUAUAUGAACUGCUGGAUCGGAUAGGCCCAGAUUGCAGAGUAAGAUGGCAGUUAUGACACCAUGGAUCUUUUCAGACAUACCACAGAACGGAUUACUCAUACCGAGGGAGUGAAGGGUUAUGCAUAUUGGGAUUGCUCCACACUGCUGGACAGGAGCAACAGAGACUCCGAGAUCUACCUCUACAACAAAGUCCAGAUGAGCGCUGUCUCUGCUGCCCAGGAGCAUCUGCUGUGUUGUGGGAACCCAGGAAAUCCUUCUCUCUGGCCUCUUCUCUCCAGAUUGGUCCCACAGUACUGCCCCAACAAAGCCAGUGGAGGUGCUGUGGCUGGCAGUGUGGGGUGUGAUGUCAGCUUGACACUUGGAAAGAGGGCGUUGCUGUGCAGUGGAGUGACUCAGUUGUCCUCAGGCCGGCACUCUGGUGAGGACACAAUCCAGAGAGCUGUGCUGCUGUGCCCAGACGAUCCUGCUGGGUGGGCGGAGCUAAUGGCUGCCUGUCACACAGAGAACACUGCAUGCUUACUCGAAGGCUCCGCCCCUCGCAGAGAAGGUCUGGAGAGGGCACACAUGACUCUGGUGUCUGAAAAAGUGAAGGGCCUGCAGGCCGUGACUGGACUCAAACGAGGCCAAUAUGACCAGGCAGAGACUCUCUGCUCACAGGCUCCGAGUGUAUCUCCAGAGCAUCCUGUGGUGUUCCUGAGGUUAAGGCCGGUUCGGUGUGAGCGCCUCCUGUUGUCUGACACUGGUAACUGUGUUCCUCCUGCAGUGCUGGAUCAGCUCAGCGCUGCUGUCAUGGCCAACCACACGUCUGUGUCCACCUGGCAUUGGUUGGCAGGAGUGUACUGUUCUCAGGGUCUGCUGGCUCAGGCCUCUGUGGCAUAUAGACAAAGUCUUCAGCUACUUCAGCUCGGUGACCACAUUGGAAAGAUGAGCAGUCUGCUCCGACUAGCCCUGCUGGCACUGAUGCCGUGUUCGGCUGGUGUCUAUGUCUCUGAAUGGAAGGAUCUGGUGUUGGAGGCCAGCAUUGAAGUCUUAAAGAUGGGCAGCUCACCAGUAGCUCUGCUCUUGCAAGCUUUACUGCAGUUCUCUAUGAAGAUGGGUGCCAGGGAAACCCGACGCCUGUUGGAGAAAAUAGUUUAUGCUUCAGCCUCAGGCGGCUCUGAAACUAUAGCGUCAGUGGCGCGGUACCUCCUGCGCCACCUGCACGCCAAAGAUGACCUGGAGCUGAUAGAUGUGAGCAAUUGCAUUCACUCGCUCUACUUGAAAACAAAUGAGCAACUCAGGCUUGUGUUGCCCUUAUCAGAUUUGAUUCCAAUGUAA